Messenger RNA from Symbiodinium pilosum, 1590 nucleotides. Lineage: Eukaryota; Dinophyceae; Suessiales; Symbiodiniaceae. The record is from the annotation of a GenBank genome assembly.
AUGCAAGUCACUGAAUUCAAUGACAUCAAGGUGUACAAUUUGUCAGCUGGCAAGUCGCUACCGCAAUGGCUUGCUGAGUCCAGAAAGAAGAAACAGUCGCUGAGAAACAACGAGGACUUUCGGAAGCGCAUUGACUUGAUCCAGGAUUUUGAGUUCAACGUGGCUUCUUCGCGGGUCAGGGUCAGCCCCGAUGGCGAACACAUUUUAUCCACCGGCAUCUAUGCACCGGAGCUUCGCAUCUUCGACCUGAAGGAGCUCGGAAUGAAAUGCUCUCGUGGUUUGGACUCGGAGGUAGUCGACCUGCAGCUGUUGUCGGAGGAUUGGAAGAAGCUUGUGAUGUUGAUGGAUGACCGCACACUUGAGUUUCAUUCUCAGUAUGGUCGCCAUCACAGGCUACGCGUCCCUAAAUGCGGUCGCAGUCUCACGUAUGACAGCGAGUCGUGCACGCUAUUUGUGGGCGGCUCUUCGCAGGAAGUGUACCGGCUAGACUUGGAAGCUGGCACCUUCCUCACGCCGAUCGAGAUGCAGAAGCUAGAUGAAGUCAACCAAGUCGUAACGCAUCCACGACUUCCUAUUGUGAGUUGCUGUGGUGAUGGCGGCCUCGUGGAGUCCUGGGAUUUGAGAGAUCAAACUUCCCCGCUUCAAUCUCUGAAGGUCGAUGAUGCAGCCACGUCUGACACCGUUCAGGUGACGCGAUGCGCCUACUCGGCCAACGGCAUGUUCUUUGCUGCUGGCACUUCUGAGGGCCUUGUUCGCGUCUAUGAUCUGCGCAGCAGCCGUCCACUGGCUGAGCGGGACCACAUGAAUGACUAUGCCAUCACAUCACUCUGCUUUCAUGGCUGCGGUCCGGAAACUUCAGAUCUGUUGGUGGCAUCUGCCGAUAAGAAGUCCAUCAAGGUUUGGGGUGCGACAACAGGGGCGAUGAAGGCAUCUGUUGAAUCACAAAGCGUUGUGAAUGACAUCAGCUUCUAUCCGAACUCUGGCUUAAUGUUCGCGGCGAAUGAUCAUCAGCGAAUUGGGAUCUUCUUCAUACCCAGUGUGGGAUUGGCUCCGCCGUGGUGUUCAUUCUUGGAUAACAUCACUGAGGAGCUUGAAGAAAGCAAGCAAAAGACGGUGUUCGAGGACUUUCAGUUCGUCACCAAAGAUCAGCUUGAGCAGCUUGGUGCGACAGAGUUGGUGGGCACGAAAUACCUGCAGCCCUACAUGCAUGGUUUCUUCAUGGACUACCGCCUCCAUUCAAAGCUGAAAGCCGCCCUGGACCCUUUUGCCUUCGAGGAAUAUCGCAAGCAGAAGGUCAAAGAAAGGCUGGAAGCCAAGCGCACCAUGCGAACCCGCAUCAGGAGCAAGAACAAGGUGCAUGUGAACCCCAGCUUCCAUGAGCAGCUGCAGAUGACAGCAGAAGAAGGCACAGAGACUGGCGCAUCCAAAAAGCGAAAGGAGGCUGCCGACAAGGCAAAGCGUCUCCUCGAAGAUCAGCGGUUCCAGGCUCUCUUUGCGGACCCCGACUUUACCAUUGAGGACGUCGGCCAGACGAGCAAGGCGGAUGCAGCGCCGUUGCUGCCGAAAAAGAAACGAAAGUCACAGGUGUGA